AUGCCCUAUCGCAAGGGUGACAGGCACAAGGCCGCAGUCGACGAGAUCCUCGAGUCGCUGGUCGGUCUCACGCGUGCAUCGCCCGGCUUGUGGGCCGAGUUGGUCAAGCUCGCGCGGAAAUGGCAUUGCAAGUCCCACCCGGGGGUCGUCUACGCAGAGGACCGGGCCCGCGAGUGGUUGGCGCUGUUUCCGGGCGGGCCUCCGGCCGUAGUAAUCACCACUAUCAAUCCCUUUGAUAAGGCUCAAAUGAAAAUAAAGGAGCUUCUCCGCCCUUUGUCGUCUCAAUGUCGCGUCAUUGCGGAGAGCACCGGCAAGCGGUGCCAAAAGUCCAUCGCCGGGAGGAAUAUGCGCCAUUGCGACAACUUGGCCGACGAGAUUGCGAGGCUCGCCGUUAGCCUGGAUGACGAGAGGCUCAAGGUCUCGCUCGAGCUCCUCGACCUGGUUGGGCGCUGCUGGGUGCACGACAAACUCGACGCUGCGUGGGUGGCAAAUUGGCUGUCGCAAAUCCGCGACAUCACGAGGAGCCUACCGCGGGCCGCCGCUCCGGUGGGACUGUCGUCCACGCCCGCGCUGCAGUCGCUCACGGAGUUUAAGCAAGACAUUUGUAGCAGGUCCACGCCGUCCGGCCACGACGAGUCCCCGCUACGCAUUGUCGACCGGUCUGUCGAGCCCAGAGACCGCGAGUCCAUUCACCAGCGCGUCACCAGCAAGUACCGAAAGCCACUAACGAAAGAAGAACAGGCAGUCGAGUGGGGCUUCCUGUACGCGUACACGGUCAAGGGUAAUCCCAAGUACGUCAAAAUUGGAUACACGUCUCGUGACGUGACUACACGGCACAUCGAGUGGCAGACGGCUUGCGACCGGCAGGUGGCGGCCGCGUAUCCGGUGGACUCCAAAGAUGCAGUGUUGGUCCCCUAUCCGCGGCGGGCCGAGGCGCUGUGCCACACGGAGCUAGAGGAUUGCCGGGUCCGGGUCGCGUGCGGGCCUUGCCGCGUCCAGCACGAGGAGUGGUUCGAGGUGUCUAGGGAAGUAGCCGUGGAAGUCAUUCAGAAAUGGACCGCGAAGAUGGUGGAGAAUCCGUACAGAACGGUUUAA
This is a messenger RNA of Lasiosphaeria miniovina, 1095 nucleotides long. RefSeq names its product T5orf172 domain-containing protein. Lineage: Eukaryota; Fungi; Ascomycota; Sordariomycetes; Sordariales; Lasiosphaeriaceae. The record is from RefSeq and is a predicted model, not a curated record. Bases 1 to 1095 code for a protein of 364 amino acids. The transcript has a single exon.